UCGAAGACGAGGUAUUGACCCAGUUUUACGGAGAGUAAAGAAAAUUCGAUUUCAACACUAUUUCACAUAGCAAUAAAGAAAAUACAGAUUGAUUCUGUUAUUAAAACAUGUUAUUUUUGUUGUCACAGUUCCUUUUCUACGGCUCACGAUUAAGAAAUAUACAUAUUUUUCAAACUGUCAAACCAAGCGACACAUGCGCAGUAGAUAGUCUGUCUGUUCGUCUCGGUGCGGUAAUCAAUGGCGGGGGAACGAUGGCUAUUUUCUCAGUCACAACUUAUCAACACCCCCAGCCGAGCAUGUGGGAUAGACUACGACAGAGAACUAUCCUAUAGACAACAGGCUGCCAACUUCAUACAGGACAUGGGACAACGUCUCCAAGUAACUCAACUAUGUAUCAACACCGCCAUUGUCUAUAUGCACCGUUUCUACAUGUUCCAGUCCUUCUCAAAAUUCCACCGCAAUAGCAUGUCAGCAGCUUGUAUAUUCCUGGCAGCCAAAGUAGAAGAACAGCCACGUAAACUGGAGCAUGUUAUUAAAGUGGCUCACAUGUGCCUCCACAGAGAGCCUUUAGACGUGAAGAGUGAGGCAUACCUAGAACAAGCACAAGAACUUGUCAUAAAUGAAAAUAUUCUGUUGCAAAGUUUAGGUUUUGACGUGUCCAUUGACCACCCUCACACUCAUGUAGUUAAAACCUGUCAGUUGGUCAGAGCCAGCAAGGAUCUCGCCCAGACAUCCUAUUUCCUGGCAACCAACAGUCUCCACCUGACUGAUAUGUGCCUACGUCAUAAGCCCACUGUGGUGGCUUGCGUUUGUAUACAUCUGGCUUGCAAGUGGUCCAGUUGGCAGAUUCCAAAGUCCAGUGAAGGCAGAGAUUGGUUCUGGUAUGUUGACAAAUCUGUCACCAUGAAACAACUGGACGAGUUGACCCACGACUUCCUGUCAAUCCUAGAUAAAUGUCCUAGCAAGUUGAAGAAGAAGAUAUUAACGUGGAAGACCUCAUUACAAAGUGGAGGACUUUCAGAAGAGCAACGCAGGGACCAAGAGGGGCCAGACCCAAAGAAAGCAAAACUAGCGCCAUCUACAUCAAGUAGUAGUGCAGCCUCUAAAGGAGCACCCUCAUCUUCAGGCUCAUCAACUAAAGUGGCGCCAUCUGCUACAGUGACUUCAUCUUCUGCUGGCGUGGCUGGAAAUGGUGCCCACCCACCGCAGAAGAAAGCUGAGCAUGGGAACAUUUUUCAAAAGUUUGAACAAACAGAGACUAAGACACUGAAAACUGACAGUGCCGGAAGUGGUCAUCCUGGUCAAGGGAUUUCUGCCAUGACCUCCAGCUCGACUCACAAGCCACCCGAAAAACACACCACGUCGCUCAAAGAGUACCGAGAAAGGAAGGAGAAAAGUGCCCAGGAACGCUUGGUGCAGAAAAUGAGUAGCAGCGCUGAUGUUAAAGUGGAGGAGGAAUUAGAACCAGGUGAGAUUCCUGAGGACUCUCCUCAUCCCAAACAGCACUCGGGUGACCAGCGCCGAUCUCAUUCUCACUCAGAGAUGAGGUCUGGUAAAGAGCCUUCCCACAGGACUGACCCUUCUCACAGGGAGAAAUAUUUGGCCGAUUUACAUCGUAGGAAACUUGGCGAGUCUCGGUCAGCCACUGAUCAAAGAGCUGGUGAUGACAGGACUCGUGUGGCAUAUGAACGUGAGAGGGGAGGAGCAGGCGACUCCACAUUCACUAAGCACUCCACCCACUCUUCUAGACCUGAAAAGCAUGGGUUUUCUGGAGGGCAAAGGUCAGAUGGUCGUCGGGAGGGCUCGGGUCAAAGGUCACAUGGGCAGUCUAGGCAUGAACAGCAAAGACACGAAUCAGUAACGAGGCCUUCUGCGAACAGUUAUAGCUCAGAGCAGCAACGCAGCCUUGAACUAAGCGUACAUAAUCAACAGCACUUUAACGAAAUUAAGAAAGCUGCUGCUAAAGAUCGCCACAGUGUUGGCCACCCAGGUAGCAGUAGUAUAGGUGGGUCAGGUAGCUCCUCUGUGCCACCUUCAGGAAAACAUAGUGGUAGCACAAGAUCUCACACUUCUGCAAAACAUCCUGCUUCUGAGUCGCGCAAACGGGAACUAAGUCCUGCUGGUGGUCCGCUGAAAUUAAAAAUAUCUACCUCAUCUUUAAAGACAACAUCCCCACACGCCCCACCACCACUGAAAGUACAGCGACGUGAUCAGAUGUCGUCUUCGUCAUCUCAGAUUACUGUUCCGCCUCCACCAGUACCUGCAGAUUCACUACAGAGUGAGGUCCAAGCUGCAUUGUUUUCCGACAGUGAACACAAUGGCAGUAACACGGGAUCGCCUCAAGUCUCCCAACCUUCAACACCAACUCAAGAUGCACUGACCAAGAUUCAGAUGAAUCUGCAGCAAGUCAUUGAGAUGAAAAAAGCCACGUUACAUCGCCAGUUGCAGCAACAGCAGCAUCAACAGCAGUUUCCCCCCUCCUCAGGGACUUAUAAUGCUAGCCAGCAGCAGCAAAACUUUCCGUAUGGACAGCAAAGUCACCAAUUGCCACCAAUGCCAGACCAGCCACCUCCUCCGCCUCCACCACCUCCGCCCUGAUCGCCCACCGGAGGAACACUCUCUACCUAUUAUGGGAGAUAUCUGGAACGAGGUUGAUGUAUGAAAUUUCUGCUUUAUAUUAACUGGAGAGUUUUCAUCUAGCCCACUCCAGUGAAAGGAUGUUAUCAAUGCAAUUACGGAGAUGGGUCUGUAAAUUUUGAAGCCUUAUGUUGCUAGUUGGGGUUGGAAAAAAAAGUGAGCAUACAAAACAUAAAUCCAGAUUUCUUGAUAAUAAGCAGUUACUCGUUAUUUUUACUAGUACAAGGCUAAAGUUCAUUUAAUGCUAGAGUCUUCAUUAGAUAAUGGGUAUGGACUCUUUGGAUCCCUACAAAGAUGGGGGGAGGGGUGCAUUUCUCAGGCACUGUUACAUUAUAUAAGAGUGUACAAAUUGCCUUCUUCAGGUUCCUUAAUUGGAAACCCAAAGUAUAAUAGGAAUGCCCUGUGUAUGCAAACUGAAUCUUUUAAUGUUGCCCUGGAAAUUCUACUAGUGGGAUAUGCAUGCUUUUCACCUUAGACCAGGCACAAGGAAGCUAACAGAAAAAAAAAAUACCUAAAAAGUACUGGUCUCUCUGUGGUGCACGGAGUUCUGUGUUAUUCUGAUGUUGCAGAUUGGGGUGCAUUAUUGUGCCAUCUUAAUCAGAAGGAAAAAGGGGGUGUUUGGUGCAGGGCACUUUGCAUUUCUUUUGUGAUUUAUUUAUUAUCAUUUAUUUUAAUGAUUUUGAGAAAAGAUCAUUUGCGAGUAGCUUCUCCUGCAAGCUUUGACCACUGUCCUAAGUAGUGGGGAAGAAAUUGUGCCAACAAAAUGGGUAGCGAGGUUCAUUUGAUUUGAUGCUCGUAGAAAUACUUAUUGUACAACUUACUUCACUGUUUGUAUAUGUAAUCCCAAUUAAUCAAAUGUUAAAGUGGUCAAAAAUGGGGUCUACUUUUUUUUUUUUUUUUCUUUUUUUAAAUAGGAAAAUGCGUAAGUUGAUGUCUGUUUGUAAAUUUGUUUUGUCUGGCAACAAUUAAGUGAUGAAUGUUGCACCAGAUUUUGUAUUGAAUGUGAUAGUAGGGAUUCUAUUGGUAGAAUACCAAGAAGGUACUCCUUAAAUGUUCCAAAAAAGUUUCUAUUCCUCUUUUGCGGUUGUAAUGCUCUGCUAAAUUGUCACUCAUCAAUUCUCUCAGUUAAAAGUAGUUUACAUAUUGAUCGUUGUUUUAUUUAUGGAACCAUUUGAAAUUAAUUCAGCACAAACAUACUUAUGUACUACAGAAAAAAAUCAAUUUGUUGAGUUUACCUUUUUGCAGGGAGCGACUUUAGCUUAGAGUGUUUCUUCAUGUUAAAUUUGGUAAAUAGAUAUGUGUAUGGUGUGAGGCAGCUUUGAGGGUAUUUUUUGUAUAAUAUCACUGUUAUAAGUGGUACAGAUUUUGUUGCUUGCUGACAGAUUGCCCACUACAGGUAUUGCAACUAGAAAUGUUUUUGUCUGCUCAACAAUGUGGUUAUCAUUGCAAAGUCUUGCUAUUGAAAAUUUGUCCACCGUUCCUCAGCGAAGUUUAUGAAAGGAAAAUGUUAUCAUGUAACCUUGGUGUAUUGUGUGGAUAUGAAGUUGGUUAUUUAUAUUCUGCUUAAUACUAUUUGGUAAUUAAGAUAAACCUUGGUAAUAAAGAUACUUUUCUGAGCCUU
This is a messenger RNA of Lingula anatina, 4258 nucleotides long. RefSeq lists its product as uncharacterized. The record is from RefSeq and is a predicted model, not a curated record. NCBI's taxonomy places the organism in Eukaryota, Metazoa, Brachiopoda, Lingulata, Lingulida, Lingulidae. Gene Ontology annotation, biological process: regulation of transcription by RNA polymerase II. Gene Ontology annotation, molecular function: cyclin-dependent protein serine/threonine kinase regulator activity.